This is a messenger RNA of Elgaria multicarinata webbii, 1269 nucleotides long. It is a transcript of the gene CCNDBP1, whose product is annotated as cyclin D1 binding protein 1. Gene Ontology annotation, biological process: regulation of cell cycle. NCBI's taxonomy places the organism in Eukaryota, Metazoa, Chordata, Lepidosauria, Squamata, Anguidae. Gene Ontology annotation, cellular component: nucleus. The record is from RefSeq and is a predicted model, not a curated record. The transcript has 11 exons. The coding region runs from base 16 to 1038 and encodes 340 amino acids.
CCUCCGCGGGCGGCGAUGGCGGCUCCGGACCCGGCUGGGGCGUCGGUGCUGCGGGGUCUGCGGGAGCGGCUGGGCGCGGCGCUGUCCGACCUGCGAGGCGGCGAGGCACGAGAAGGCGGCGGCGGCUUCGAGCCGGGACGCUUCUGGGACGCCCUCGCACAGGCAUCCAAGGCCGUCUCCCAGGAAGCCACGAAGCUGAGCCUGGCCUUCUCCAGGCCGCCGCCGCCGACUCUAGAGGAGCACGAACGGCUGGCGGGAGGAGUCCACGGCGCGGUGCUGGCGGCUGCCUCGCUGUAUUAUCAGCUCCCCAAAGGUCAAGGGACCACCCUGCGCAAAGCCGUGCGGGACGCCACGGUCGAAGUGGUGGAGGGCAUGAUCCAGCUUACAGAGGUGGUCCUUCGCACCCCGCAGCAGAGCCUAUCUCAGGAGCAGCUCAUCUCAACCGGAGGCGUGUGGGAGGCGUGUGACCGAGUCCCUUGCCUGCCGCGAGAUAACCAGGCGGCGGCUGCUUUGGCCAUUUCCUCCUGCCUGGGGGUCGUCAGAGAUGCGCUGGAGGAGAUGGAACAGGCGCAAGCGGAAGGGGGCGACCCCUACGGCGACGUGCUCGAGGACGAAGACUUGGGCUCCCGGGGAAACCAGGACGUCUACUGGUCGGAGGCUGACCGGCAGCUGCUGGGCCCUUGCCUGGGCCUGGUGAAGGCUGCUAAAGCUUGCCUGAAGAAGCUGCUGGGGGCGGUGAGAGCCCACGGCAAGGUGGACACGGCGGAGCAGGUGGCUCAGCUGGACGACCUCGCCGACCUCGCUGGGGAUGUCAGCCCAAGCGUGGAUGAGUUGGUGCUGAGCACCUACCCCCCUGUGAACCAGCUGGCUCUGCGGCUGAACGCCGCAAAGCUGGCUUCCGUGUUGAAGAAGAUGCUGGAAAUCACCCGGGCCAGCCACGCCUGUCCUCCGUCGGAAGAGAGCUGGGUGCAGUUCCUGGACGGGGCAGUCAACCACAACAUGGACAAGAUCAAGGGCUUCACCCAGCGGCUGCUUUGAGGGACGCGGCUGGUGACGGGGAGGAAGGCCCACGGGCCGGCUCUGCUGGACCAGCUGGUCACGCUGGCUUCUGGGGCUGCCGGGCUGCCUGUGGAAGAGGGAGGGGCCUCUCCAGAAGCACAGGGGGGAGGGGACGAUGACAGCACUCCCGUGCGGAGAAGUGGCUGCUGGGCUCUUGCCCACUGGGGAGGGAAGGCAAUAAAGCACCUCGUUGGCCUUGAUUCGGCGCAA